AUGUUUCAGGAAAACCCGAAACCCUUACCAGAUAUUCCCUCCAACUUCUCCAUGUCUUCCAAAUCAUCGAGUACUCAUCAACGGACUAGAAAUUCACGUUCUUCGAUACGCAAGAAGAUGCUAGUUCCCUAUGAAAUGUUUUCCCGAUGGUUGGAAGUAAAACACCCGAAAGCCGCGAAAUACAAAGUCCCGAUACUGAUAACCAUUGGAUUAUUUACUUUGGCAAUAUUUAUCAUCAUCAUAGUAGCGGCGGUGGGAGGAUAUAACAAUGAAGGUGAUAGGGGAAGUCCGGGAAUUAACUUGAACGGCAAAGGAGACGGAACUUAUUAUGAUCCCGGCGUAGGUCUUGGAUCGUGUGGAUGGCAAAAUUAUGAUAGCGAAUUUGUGGCGGCUCUUAAUGCACCACAGUACGGUAUAUACUCGGACCCUUCAAACGCCCCGGUUUGUGGCAAAUGUAUACUAGUGAGUGGCCCAAAAGGAAGCGUCAAAGUUAAGAUCGUGGAUAAGUGUCCUGUUUGCAAAAGUGGUGACGUGGAUAUGUCUUCGACCGCUUUCAAACAAAUUGCGGAUAUGGACAAUGGCAGAGUAAGCAUCACAUGGAAAGGAUGCUGA
Messenger RNA from Acaulospora morrowiae, 612 nucleotides. Lineage: Eukaryota; Fungi; Glomeromycota; Glomeromycetes; Diversisporales; Acaulosporaceae. The record is from the annotation of a GenBank genome assembly.